Molecule: messenger RNA, 891 nt
Organism: Truncatella angustata
Lineage: Eukaryota; Fungi; Ascomycota; Sordariomycetes; Amphisphaeriales; Sporocadaceae
Exons: 5
Coding region: 140-703 (187 amino acids)
Source: RefSeq, a predicted model, not a curated record
GGGCUCUCUACAUAGAUAUCUCCAUCUCAGCUUCCUGUGCAUCGCAAAGCACAACAACUUCCGCUGCUGCACUCCAUAGCAUCAUUUCUGCAACGACUGAAUUCAUUUCGCCUUACUUCUCUCCCCACCAUCAUCGAAAAUGUUCGUCCAAAAGGUUGCCAUUGUUGCCAUGUCGGCGUUGACCGUUGUCUCCGCUGGCAACUCGACCUUCACCAUUGAUCCCAACUCGGUUACUCUCAGCCUCAGAGCUUCGUGGUGCACAUCUGAGAGAAAUGCCUGUACUCAGAUCUGCGGUAACGCUCCUGAUAACGACUGUGAUGUCAACACUCUAUCCUACAGCUGUACUUGCGACGACGGCACCAGCCCCGAUAUGAACGAGUACGCAAACUCGCUGCCCUUCUACAUUUGCCAGCAAGCUUUCACCAACUGCAUCGCCGCCAAUGUUGGCAGCGCAACUGGCCAGGCCAACUGCACAACCAGCAUUCAAGACAACUGUGGUACCAAGAACGCUUCCAGCGCUGCUACCACCACAUCCUCGGCCGCCUCCACCAGCAGCACCGGCACUGCCACUGGUACCGCCGCUACCAACAGCGGAUCCGCCACUUCGACCUCGUCUUCCGCCGGCGGUUCCAUGCCCACCGGCAUUCAGCACCUUAGCAACGGUGCCAUUGCCGUCGCUGGCCUGCUUGCCUUUGCCUUGUAGUAGAGGAGACGGUUUAGGCUUGGUGGAAAGAACAAACAUACCCCUGGCGAGCAAGAGAUUACCCGCACGACCUGACCAAGAGUUCCAUGCCCAUGGUUGCAACAGAGCUGCAAUGGUCAUCUGCGACUAUUCUAUACCGUCUUCAUGUAGUACAUGGGACAAACUAAUGCAACGAGGAGAUGAUAUCC